AUGCCCCCUCAAUCAGGCUUGGUUAAAGAUACAAGUGGCACCUAUGCAUGGUCUCUUCGAUUACUUGGUUUCGUUAUGAUCUGUGGCGGUCUCCUUCUUUUAUUCGAAUAUCCUGUACGCUGGGCUGAGGCCAGCAUUCGACUGUCGAGACGACGUCGACGCCAGCAAGAGCAUCAGCAACGCCACAAGAACCAGCAAAGUCAGAAAUUAAAGCGUUUACAACCAAUUCUAGAAGACUCGUACCCCCAUGAUUACAAUUUGGACAAUAAAAUGUUGACUGACAAACUGGCGUAA
Molecule: messenger RNA, 294 nt
Organism: Protopolystoma xenopodis
Lineage: Eukaryota; Metazoa; Platyhelminthes; Monogenea; Polystomatidea; Polystomatidae
Source: the annotation of a GenBank genome assembly